Molecule: messenger RNA, 1931 nt
Organism: Fimicolochytrium jonesii
Lineage: Eukaryota; Fungi; Chytridiomycota; Chytridiomycetes; Spizellomycetales; Powellomycetaceae
Product: heat shock protein 70 family
Exons: 2
Coding region: 124-1737 (537 amino acids)
Biological process (GO): vesicle-mediated transport; cellular response to unfolded protein; protein refolding
Cellular component (GO): nucleus; plasma membrane; cytosol
Molecular function (GO): ATP hydrolysis activity; ATP binding; ATP-dependent protein folding chaperone
Source: RefSeq, a predicted model, not a curated record
CAAAAAAAGUCGCUCUCCGCUCGCUCUAUCCCGGGCUGGUCAUUACCCUCGUCUCCCUCCCUCCCUCCACACAAGUGACCACUCUAUCCCCUUCCACCGUCUCCAACAGCCACAAGCACAGAUAUGACCGCCGACAAGAAGACCCCCGUGCUGAUCGGUCUGAGCUUCGGUACGCUCAACUCUACCCUCGCUAUCGUCGGAAAGGACGGCAGGGGUGAAACUAUUGCAAACGAAGACGGUGACAGAAGUAUCCCCUCUUACUAUGCCUUCACGGGUCACGGAGAGGAGCUAGCGGGUUCCCAGGCAAAGGUCCAGGCAAUGUCCAACCCGUCGGGAACGAUAACUCAAUUCAGGAACCUUUUGGGGAAAAAGUUCGAUGAUGAAGUUACAAAGCACCAAAUCGACGCUUUGUUCAUGAAUAUUAUCGCCUCGUCAAAGGACGCUACGCUCCCCGCCUACGAAACCGAAUCCUGGCCUGAAGACGCCGAGGAGGCCAAAAAGGAGGAGCACACACCACAGGAGGUUGCGGCAAAGUACCUUCGCAAAGUCCGCGAAACAGCCGAGAACUUCCUGGGUCACUCUGUAGACGGCUGUGUCAUCUCCACACCUGUCUACUUUGCCGACGCGGAGAGGGAGGCUUUGUUGAAGGCCGUGCAGGAGGCCGGAUUCGGAUCGGCGUACACUGUGCAUGAGCCCGUCGCGGCUGCGUUGGCCUACGACAAGGUCGCAGAGUUGAAUGCCGCCAGCAACGGGGAGAAGCUGACGGUGAAGAAAGACAAGCUCGUGGUGGUUCUGGAUUUGGGAGGUCACCAGUUUAACGCUACCGUUCUGUCCUCUAACAACGGCCUGUACACCAUCAUCGCCUCCGAAGAUGAUGAGCACCUGGGUGGAGAGGAGUUUGACGAGAUCCUGAUGAAGUUCGUAGCUAGCGACUUCAAGCGCAAGACGAAGAUGGACAUUGGCAACAACCGUCGUGCCCGCGCAAAGCUGCAAAAGGCCUGCGAGCAGACCAAACGAGCCCUGACGAGGCAGGACAACGCCCCUUGCUCAGUGGAGAGUCUGUUCGAGGGCCAGGACUACCACGGCACCGUCAAUCGCAUGCGAUUCGAAUCCCUCGCCGACUCGUUGAUCUCCCGCUGCAUGAGCCUCAUGAGACAAGUCCUGACCGAGGCUGAAGUCAAGGUCGAGGACAUUGACGAGGUCCUCCUGGUCGGAGGAGCCAGCAACAUGCCGCUCUUCCACCGCGCCACGAAGAACGUGUUCCCCUCCACCACCAUCCGCACCGAUGUGGAGCCACAGGAAGCCACCGCCGUCGGAUGCGCCGUUCAGGCCGGUAUCAUCGUCUCCACCCCCGCCAACCUCGACUACGCCGCCGCCUCGCAAAACACUGACGUCGUCAACGCUCAACAUCUCUCCCACCCCAUCGGGCUGGUCCUCGGUGACGGCAAGUUCCUCCCUGUGCUCCCCAAGCGCGCACCCAUCCCAUCGAGGCGUACCGUCUCAUUCGGCGUUGCUGAGGGCCAGAAGGAGGUCUACCUGCAAGUGUCAGAGCAGAAGUCGGAAAAGGAGUCGAUUCUCCUCGCUGAACUUGUCUUGUCUGACCUGCCCGCUGACCUGAAGACGUCCGGCGCCACGAUCGACGUUGUGUUCACAAUAGAGAAGGACGGUGUCCUCACCGUCUCGGCGAAGGAAAAAACGAGCGGGAACGUCGUCAAGGCGAAGAUUUCACGGAAGUAGGAAGACGCCGACGUAGGAAGAGAGUAACGUAACAUGUGGAAAAAGGCCCCCGAGUUUGCAACACCCACCCAUAAACUAUCUUAGCAUCUUUGUUUACACUGCCUUGGCGGUUUAGAAUCCAUUUUCGGUAUAAUUUACAUCGUUGUCCCGCAGCUUCGACUCCUUGCGUUCCACUUCCGAAGUACACUCGCAAU